UUUUAUUCUCAACUUCCGUCACCCUUUUCAAGUCAACUCUCUCUCUCUCUUCUUCAACUCCAUCACCAAACGUGAACUCUCUCAACUUCAAACCCAUCUCUCUCUCUCUCUUAGAGAAAGCAAAUUAAGAAUUGAACAUUUCCAAUUAUCCAUAGUUUCUCUUCCUACUAGCAGAAAUGGGAAACGGAAUCGGAAAGCUAACUCCGUGCUUCGCGGGAGAUAUUUCACGGCGGCGCAACGACGUGGCGCUGUGCCUCUCGGAGCCGCUGGACGAGGGGCUGGGCCACUCCUUCUGCUACAUCCCGCCCGACCCUCUUCACAAAAUCCAAUCUUUGGACGACCCACCAGCCUCGCAAACGACGACGGUGUAUCGCACCAUCUCCGGCGCUUCCAUCUCCGCCAACACCUACACCCCUCUCUCCACCGCCUACGCCGCCGCUUCUGACUCAAUCGACAAAGCUUCCGCCUUUGAGAGCUCCAAUUUCUUCUCCUCUAUCCCGCUCCAGCCAAUCCCCAGAAACUCAACCGCCACCGUUAAAUCCGGCCCGAUCCUCAGAAACUCCGGCCCAAUUUCCGGCCAAAUUGAGCGCGGAUUCCUCUCCGGCCCGAUCGAGAGGAGCUUCAUCUCCGGCCCCUUGGAGAAUCAGUACGAUCAGCAGCUGCAGAGGUACAAGCCCAAAUCCAAUAAAUGGGCUUUAAUCAAGAAUUUCAAGAGAAUUGUAUCCAAAUCAAUCAGGGGUUUCUCUAAGGAAUUGAGAAGAAAUCACAAUCAGGAAAGUCACCAUCAUCAAAAUAUAGAGCCCCAAAAUCACAUUCAAACAAGUAGUAGUAACAGCGGGAACAGCAGCACGAUCACAAGCCACAAUUUGAGCACAGAUAUGAGCUUGAUUGAUGAAAACGACGACGUUGGGGAUGAGUCUUUUGGUAGCCAAAAUUUGCAGUGGGCGCAGGGGAAAGCAGGGGAGGAUAGGGUUCAUGUUGUCAUCUCUGAGGAGCAUGGAUGGGUUUUUGUAGGCAUCUAUGAUGGAUUCAAUGGCCCUGAUGCAACUGAUUUCCUCUUGAACAAUCUUUACUCAAAUGUGUCUAAAGAGCUCAAGGGUUUGCUGUGGAGUGACAAGGCCAAUUCUUGCGAAAAUACAGUGAAUAGUGCUUCAUUCAUGUCCAAGAGCUUGGACAGUAAGGAAAGGGUGGAUCUUGACAGGAAGUUGAGGGAGAAGUUGAGCAAUUUAGGGCCGGAUGGAAUUGCAGGUUCGGACAUGGCGCCUGUGAACCAUUUGGGGGUGUUGAAGGCCUUGUCUGAGGGGUUGAGGAGGACGGAGGCCUCGUAUUUGGAGAUAUCAGAUAUGAUGCUGUUGGAGAAUCCGGAGCUGGCCUUGAUGGGGUCUUGUGUGCUUGUGAUGGUGAUGAAGGGAGACGAUGUUUAUGUGAUGAAUGUGGGGGAUAGUAGGGCGGUGUUGGCUCAGAGAGACGAGGAUGGUUGUGGUGUUGGGAGGGGGAGGAAGGAUAGUGAGGAGGUGCUCUAUGGCUAUGAGUAUGAGAAUGUGCACCAUUUGAGUUCUUGUCAGCUCACAAUGGAUCAUGGCACUUGUGUUAAAGAGGAGGUGAGGAGGAUAAGAAAUGCGCAUCCUGAUGAUCCGGCUGCAGUCAUCAAUGAUAGAGUGAAAGGUUCCUUGAAGGUGACAAGGGCAUUUGGAGCUGGUUUUUUGAAACAUCCAAAAUGGAACAAUGCACUUCUAGAGAUGUUUAGGAUCGACUAUGUUGGAACCUCACCGUACAUCAUAUGCUCACCUUCUCUCUGCCACCACAAGCUAGAGGCGAAAGACAAGUUCUUGAUCCUAUCUUCCGAUGGCCUCUACCAAUACUUCACCAAUCAAGAGGCUGUCUCAGAGGUUGAAACAUUCAUGGCAAUGUUCCCAGAGGGGGAUCCGGCUCAACACCUUGUCGAGGAAGUCCUGUUUCGUGCAGCCAAGAAAGCUGGUAUGGAGUUCCAUGAGCUUCUUGAUAUCAGACAAGGCGAUAGAAGGAGGUACCACGACGAUGUCUCUAUUAUCAUCAUCUCCUUCGAAGGGAGGAUAUGGCGAUCGUCGGUGUAAGUAGUGUUAGUAAAAUAUAGAGAUACAGAUUAGGAAAAAGUGCAUAGAAAAGUUUUUACAGUAUUGGAGAGUUGUUUUUGAGGGUGGAAAUACCUACCAGUGUGUGUAAAAUUAUGUGUAUAAAGUUGGGAAUUUUGUAAGUUAUGGUGCUAUCUUGAAAGUAACAUUCUUGAUCAAGAUGUGCCAUAUUUCAGCGCCAUUGAGCUCUAAUACUAAUUCUUUUGUUCUUUGCUUA
Molecule: messenger RNA, 2328 nt
Organism: Salvia hispanica
Lineage: Eukaryota; Viridiplantae; Streptophyta; Magnoliopsida; Lamiales; Lamiaceae
Product: putative protein phosphatase 2C 4
Biological process (GO): protein dephosphorylation
Molecular function (GO): protein serine/threonine phosphatase activity
Source: RefSeq, a predicted model, not a curated record